AUGCCUGUGAAUAACCUUGCAAGCGCCCUUUCAGCUCGAUUUGAACAUCAUGGACGAACUACAGACCUUGAUGAAGCUGUUGAGCUUCAGCGAUCUGCCGUGCAGCUUUGCUGCUACAGUCAUCCCGAUUGUUCCUUGUCUCUUAAUAAUCUUGCAAACAUCCUUCAGACUCGGUUUGAACAGUAUGGUCAUUCGACUGAUUUGGAUGAGUCCAUUGAGCUUCACCGUUCAGCUCUGGAGCUUCGUCCCAGUGGCCAUCCCAAUCGUUCCUCGUCUCUGACUAACCUUGCGCGUUCCCUUCAAAUUCGAUUUCGACAGCAUGGACGAGACACGGAUGUUGAUGAGGCCAUCAAGUACAGUCGUGCUGCAUUGGAACGUUUCCCCUGCGAUCACCCAAAUCGUUCCACGCCUCCGAUGAUCCUUGCAGCAGCCCUUCGAACUCGAUUUGAACAGCAUGGGCAAACGGCAGAUCUUGAUGAGGCCAUUGACUAUCAUCGUACGGUCCUGGAGCUUUGUCCCAACGGCCAUCCCAAUCGUCCCAUGUCUCUGAAUAGCCUUGCGUAUGCUCUUCAAACUCGAUUUAGACAGCAUGGUCAGACUUCAGACAUUGAUGAAGCCAUCAAGCAUCAUUGUACUGCCCUAGAACUUCGCCCAGAUGGCUGCGCCAGUCGCUCCACGUCUCUGAAUAACCUUGCGAGUACACUGCAGGCCAGAUUUGGUCAAUAUGGACAAACAACUGAUCUGGAUGAAGCCGUUGAGCACUAUCGUGUUGCAUUAGACCUUUUCCCCGAUGGCCAUCACAUUCGUCCUAUGUUCCUGAGUAAUCUUGCAAUUGCUCUUCAAACUCGAUUCGAACAUUAUGGAUGGACAGCGGACCUCGAUGAGGCGGUUGAGCUUCACCAUUCUGCUGUUGAGCUUUACCCCAACGGUCAUGCCUCCCGUUCCAUGUCUCUUAAUAACCUCGCUUUUUGCCUUUAUAUUUGA
This is a messenger RNA of Fomitiporia mediterranea MF3/22, 984 nucleotides long. RefSeq names its product TPR-like protein. Gene Ontology annotation, molecular function: protein binding. The record is from RefSeq and is a predicted model, not a curated record. The transcript has a single exon. Bases 1 to 984 code for a protein of 327 amino acids. NCBI's taxonomy places the organism in Eukaryota, Fungi, Basidiomycota, Agaricomycetes, Hymenochaetales, Hymenochaetaceae.